CAACGAAGGAAAAGGUAACCCUGGCAAAACACGAAGGAAUCUUACUUCACAUGCGUUUGCCAACCGACGAUCUCUGUUUUCUCCCUAAUUACACCGGUGCACAAAGUUGUGCGCAUUCUUCUUGCUCCGAGUACGUGCUGUCAGUUGCUUGAAUCUCUCAGUGAGAGAGACAUUUAAUGCCUCUAGGUUUGAGCGAGGGGCAGCAUCAAGUCGAGACAUCGGUAGCGACGUCGAUGGGACAGACUCCUCUCGCCAGCGUUUCGAUGUUGUUUUUAUUUUGUUUACUUUCCACACGAGUUGGUAUCCAUCUUUCAGGCCUGACUGAGUUUGCUACGACGUUGAACGCCUGACUGCUCAACUCGGCGAUGGUCGGUCAUCAUGGAAAAGAUGGGUUAGUGGCCUUGGGACCCUUGUCGUUACUACGAUGAAUGAUAAUCCGUCUACAAGAACUGUGCCUUUUCCUGCCCUGGUCGUCUUCGGCCCCUGGUUAUGAUUUAUUCUUUUGGCUGCCUUUUUUUGCUGUCUGUGCCAAAAACACAAAAGAUACCCUUUACCUUUCGCCAACUUAUUUACUACUCGGCCAAGCCAGCCCUUUGCUUGCUUGCUCCCCUACAGAAUGUGGACAGAGCGUCUUUACACACCAGACCUCUCAACCCCUACGCCAUAGACCUUGACGACAAUGGACCUCCUUCCAACAGAAAUCAAUAUUGUCACUCUCAACUGUUGGGGCUUGCGCUUCGUCUCCAAGUGGAGAAGUGAGCGUAUCCUUGAAAUUGGCCGUCGCUUAUCGACCACCGCGCCAGGCAUCGUGGCACUCCAAGAGGUUUGGAGUGAGGAGGACUAUGAGAUCCUCCGCCGCGAGACCCGGGCUGUGCUCCCGUAUGGCAAACAGUACCACGCUGGUGUGUUCGGUUCUGGACUCGUGAUCCUCUCAAGAUGGCCUCUGGAAGAGAGCUCAAUGUUCCAGUUCCCCUUGAACGGCCGGCCGACUGCCUUCUUCCGGGGGGACUGGUACGCUGGCAAAGGUGUUGCCCAUGCGAGGAUCCGCUACGGGCCGCAGAAGAGCCAAGUCAUUGAGGUCUUCAACAUACAUACACAUGCGGCCUACGAAACAGAAGCAAAAGAUUCCUAUGCAGCACACCGCGCAUCCCAGGCCUGGUUCUUCGCCAAGCUCCUUCGCAGCGCCUCCGAACGUGGUCACCUCGUCGUCGGCCUGGGCGAUCUUAAUGCGCCACCGUUUUCCCUACCACACCGACUUGUGACCGCCCAAGCGCCGGUCCGUGACGCCUGGCGCGUCCUAUACCACAGCCAUCUAGACGACGAGGCCCCCGAGGAUCCGAACCGCCACCGCAGGCAGCCCCCUACCGCCGAUUUUAACCUUCGCCAGAACGGCGUUACCUCGGACAGCGUUUUCAACACGUGGCGGUGGGAUAGUAAACGACAGAAGCGGCUGGGCCCGCCAAUGGGAGGAAAGGUGAUCACGCGCAAGGCCAGCCGCCACCUGAGUCUUGUAGAGGUCAGCGACCUGCGGCCCGAGCAGCCGUUGAGGACGGCCCGGUGGCAGGAGGACAAUGGGGUCCCUUCGGAUGCGCCAGACCCCAAGGGAAAGAGGAUAGACUACGUUUUUGCCGGCACGGGGGAUCCGGCAUUGAUAGGAGGCGUAUGGACUGUCAGAAAUGCCAAAGUCGGCAUGGUAGAGCGCCAUUCGGAAUUGGGCUGCUCCCUGAGUGACCACUUUUCCGUCGAGGUGACGCUCAAGUUCCACCCGGCAAUGAUGCCAACCGGACCAGAGCCUCCUACGCCAAGAACCGUACCUUUACCGCCAGACGAGUCGGAAAAGAGCAGACCCGUCCCUCCUCAAACUCCGCUGUCCCCAGUGGCAAACAAAAAAUUUACACCUAGGGCGUCGGCAAUGUCCUUCCAGGAAGCCGUCAAGGAGAAGAUGAGAGAGCAGGAGAAGACGCGACAGGACGCCGAAGUUGCGACGAGUACAGACGGAGCCACCAUACUAGUCGAGAGGGGCACGUACCUGUCCAGCCCGGCCCCCUCCCUCUCCGACAUCAACGACGAAAACGGCGAAGGCGACGACCAGUAUGAGCACCACGAACAGCAGCAGCAGCAGCUCGCCCGCACAAACACCCUUGCCGGGUCGAUCAUGACGCUGGGCGGCGCCAGGCGCGAGUCAGCCCACGGCUUGGCCGUCCCGCCGGCGCUGUACGACGAGGUGCUGGCUCUCACCAGAGCCUGCGCCAGCAGGGAGGAAAAGCAGCAGCUGUGGCGCGCGUUCCACUUCUUCGCCGGCGCGCUGGUGUGGGUCGCGUGCCUGGUCGCGGUCUGGUUCGUCCCGCCCGGCCUGACCUACGUCACCUUUAUUCUCAUUCUCGUCGGCGGACUGAGCCUGGCCGCGGGCACGGUCGACGGACUGAUUUCCCUGCUGUUCCUGUCGUCGGAGCUGAGGUCGUUGAGGGAGCUCGAGUGGGAGGUGAUGAACGCGCGGUCGGCGGCGGCGGCAAUUGUUGUGCCCAGCACGGCCACGAGGGCUGCUGCCGCUGCAGCUGGCGUCGGGAGAUUGACGGACAGGAGCCAUGCAAUAUCCACGACGACAGCAACAACAUCGAUAAACAAAAAUUGGUAGACGAGAGGAAACAAAAAGCGUCCUAGGUAGACGGUGUUUUUCUGUGUUUUCAGCUUGGUAAAAAGAAUCGGAGGAUCCUAAUAACGAUAUACAAUAACGAU
Molecule: messenger RNA, 2736 nt
Organism: Pyricularia oryzae 70-15
Lineage: Eukaryota; Fungi; Ascomycota; Sordariomycetes; Magnaporthales; Pyriculariaceae
Product: inositol phosphosphingolipids phospholipase C
Exons: 3
Coding region: 680-2635 (651 amino acids)
Cellular component (GO): cytoplasm
Molecular function (GO): sphingomyelin phosphodiesterase activity
Source: RefSeq, a predicted model, not a curated record